Acanthochromis polyacanthus (spiny chromis) is the source of this 4200-nucleotide messenger RNA. Its product is annotated as oligophrenin-1. The transcript has 24 exons. Gene Ontology annotation, biological process: signal transduction. Gene Ontology annotation, molecular function: protein binding; GTPase activator activity. Gene Ontology annotation, cellular component: cytoplasm. Lineage: Eukaryota; Metazoa; Chordata; Actinopteri; Pomacentridae. The coding region runs from base 558 to 2954 and encodes 798 amino acids. The record is from RefSeq and is a predicted model, not a curated record.
UAGCCAGUUGGAUCCGUCCAAUUGCGCUUUGUGUCACGCUUUUGGGAUUAAAAUAUGAUAUAAUUUAGUUUAAGUAUCUUUUUUCAGAAAAAUAUAUACUGACUAACUCGUGGUUGGUAGUUUUUAAGAGCGUGUUGUUGACUUUACAGAUUAAACGCUGCUUUUAAGCCUGCCGAAGGACAGAAAAGAGGGUUGAUUGAAGUGCGAAGCGUUUCGAAAUGGGACGCGUCCAGAGGGAAUCUAGCCGCUCUUCUAAUCACGACACCGUAACGAGGAAAAAGUGGUAAAGAGGAGCAGGGCACAAUUAAAUUGCAGCGUAAACAGAGCUUCGGACGAGGGGAAAUCCGGGACGCGAACCCGCUCCGAGCACCUUCCUCUGUUUACUUCACUUCGUAUCCGAGCUGCGGCGGCUGCAGGCUCCCCCGGACACCAUGGUUUGUGCUCCUCUCAACAGAUGAUUUGCCUCAACGGAGCAGAAAUGAGACGAGCGUAGGCAGCGUGUCUCUAAAACAAGCCCCAUUGUUUGUGCUGUGUCGAACCGAGCCGCCCAGAAGAAGAUGGGUCAUCCUACCCUGGAGUUCAGUGACUGCUAUCUGGACAGUCCAGACUUCAGGGAGACUCUCAAGUGUUAUGAGCUGGAUCUGGAGAGGAGCAGUAAAUUCCUCAAAGAGUUGAUUAAAGAUGGCAACAGUGUGAUCACUGCAAUCAAGGGGUAUUCUGUGGCAGUGCAGAAGUUUUCCCAGACUCUCAGUGCGUUCCAGUUUGAUUUCAUCGGCGAUUCCCUGACAGACGAUGAGAUCAACAUUGCUCAGUCGUUCCAGGAGUUCGCCGGCCUCCUGCAGGAAGUGGAGCACGACAGGACGAUGCUGGUUCAAAAUGCAUCCGAUCUGCUCAUCAAGCCCCUGGAGAAGUUCAGGAAGGACCAAAUAGGAGUAACAAAAGAAAAGAGGAAGAAGUUCGAGAAAGAGAGUGAAAAAUAUUACUCCCAGUUAGAUAAGCACUUGAAUCUUUCUGCUAAGAAGAAAGAGACUCAACUCCAAGAGGCUGAUGAACUCUUAGAGAAAGAGCGGUUGAACUUCUAUGAAUCGUCUGUGGAGUACGUGUACCAGAUCCAUCAGGUGCAGGACAGGAAGAAGUUUGACGUGGUGGAGCCGGUGCUGGCCUUUCUUCACAGCAUUUUAACGCUCAACAACCUGACAGUGGAGAUGACUCAGGACUUCAUGCCUUACAAGCAGGAGCUGCAGCUCAGCUUGCAGAACACACGAAACCACUAUGAGAGCACUUGUGAGGAGUUGGAGGAGCUGAUGAAGAGAAUGAAACACCCGUCCCAGCUGUAUAAAAUGCACAGCUUUCUGCCCAUGGAGGGUUAUCUGUACUGCCAGGAGAAGUGGGCUUUGGGUGUAUCAUGGGUCAAAUAUUACUGCAGGUAUCACAAGGAAGGUAGACGUCUGGUCAUGGUGCCUUGUGAACAGAAGCCUACAACUAAACAGGGCCCGACGCAGCUGACACUGAAAUCCUGCAUCCGCCGGAAGACGGAGUCUAUCGACAAGCGCUUCUGCUUCGACGUGGAAACCAACGAGAGAAACACACCCGUCACUUUCCAGGCUCUUUCGGAGGGAGACCGGAAGUUGUGGAUGGAGGCCAUGGACGGAAAGGAGCCUAUUUAUCAUUCCCCAAUUCACAAGCAAGCUGAAAUGGAACUGAAUGAAAUCGGGUUCAAGUUUGUGCGAAAGUGCAUCAACUACAUUGAAACAAAAGGAGCCACACAAGAAGGAGUGUACAGAACAGUUGGCAGCAACAUCCAAGUGCAGAAGCUUCUAAAUGCCUUCUUUGAUCCUACAAACCCAGGAGAUGUGGAUCUCCACAGCAGCGACUGGGAUGUGAAAACCAUCACAAGCGCAUUGAAGUUUUAUCUCAGGAGUCUGUCUGAACCUCUGAUGACCUACAGUUUGCACAGAGACCUCGUGUGUGCUGCAAAAUCAGAUAAUCUGGACUUUCGACUCAGUGAAAUUCACUCUCUUACCUACAAACUGCCAGAAAAGAAUCGGGAAAUGCUGGAGAUGCUUAUUAAACACUUGGUCAAUGUGUGCGGUCACAGUGAAGACAACCUGAUGACCCCUUCCAACAUGGCGGUUAUCUUUGGACCCACACUCAUGAGGGCGAAGGAGGAGACGGUGGCGGCCAUGUUGGACAUCAAGUUCCAAAAUAUUGUGGUGGAGAUUCUGAUUGAGGACUACAAAAAGAUCUUCAGUUAUAUGCCAGAGGACAGCGCUGCCCCACCUGUCCCUCCUCCGCGCAUCACCCCGAGAAAGCGGCAACCCAUCACAAUCUCCAAGCGGCCAGCCCGUGUUUAUCAAGCUCUUAGUCACGACCACUUCCAACACACAGAGAAUGGUCAAAAUGACACCCCCACUGUGGACGAGGACGUCUCUGUGAACCCCAUUCCUCUACAGCGAUCAAAACCUGUAAGCUUCGCUCCUCUUGUUCCACGAGAGCCUCCACCGAGACAAGCGUUAAUGCCCAGGGCAGCUAACCGUCAGGAGAGACAAACGGACUCGGAUGCUACGAAGAUGAACGAUACUAGGCAAAGGCCAGAUUCAUCUUCAACACCAAAUGGGGAGCCUGGACUCUAUGUGAGCAGGGUGCCGUCGUUUCAGAGCAGAAAACCACCUCCAAAGAGCUCAUCAGCCAACAGAGAAGGAGAUUCUGAUGGUCUGACAAGAACAAGGUCGACAGAGAAACCUGCCAUUUGUAGACCGCCAGUCAGGCCUCCGGAGCCCCCGUCUAGAUGCCCCGCCCCACUAAAGCCCCCAAGUGCAGCCAGCAGUGAGGGCACAGCCACAUCCUAUGUUGCAUCUAAGACAAAGUUUUUUGAGAAUGCCUCCAAGAAUGUUGGCAGUCCACCAACCUCUCCGUCACCAACAGUAGGGACAAAUGUUAAAAAACAGAAUUAACGUUGAAGAGACUUAAGCGACAUCAUGUGACCGCUGCAUGUGCAGGUCAAGCCGGUCACCACCGAUGGUCAGCUGUGACUGUAUGAGAAUUGACUGAAGAAAAGGCUCUCAACAGAACUAGAUGAGUUUCUUUUGUUCUGUUUUUAGUGGUAGGAAUCGUGUUGUAAAGGAACACAGCAGCAAAAUGUCUUCAGAAUGACCUCGUAAAGUAGCUGGUUCUGCAUUUGAUCCUUAUUCCAAAGUGAGGCUGCAGUAAAAGCCCCCCGUUUUUUCCCUGUUCCCCAGCUGUCGGGUAAUAUUACAAUCUGUAGUCAUUUUACUGCGUGUAAUUGUUUGAAUAACUCUUGGCCAACUUUAUUAGUGGGAUUAACUGCUGUACUGAUUCUGUUAUGUCUGCACUGUUAAGAGUUGAUUACAGCAGUGUGAAAUAGAUUUCCCAAAGAAAACUGCUUGAUUUAAAACUGACUUAAUCAGCUUCCAUUUGAAAAUCGAAACAAUUGCCUAAAUAUUAACUUCUAGAUUUUAUGAAAUGGACUGUGUAUUGUGGUUGAGAUGGUGGAAACUAUUUGCAUAUAAAUAAACUCCUAGAAAUUACAUUUCAGUAUUAAAUCAAAUAGUGAGGCACAAAAUUUACUAAUGACAUAAAAGACUUGUCUGAACAAAAUGGAUGAAAAAUGAAUAAGCAAAAGCCGCAUUGAAACUAAUUAUCUCUUAAGGCUGUUUUUGUUGGUCAUGAAGAAUAUUUAGAACAAACUUUAAUCCUCUGUGUCCAUUGAGGCAUAACUCAAACAUAAGUCACUUUUGAAGAGGCAUUACAGAGAAGUAUUUUGCUCAAGUGUCAGCCUGUAUUCCAGUCAGCGUAGUUUGACUUUACAGUGAAUGUAUGGUAGGGUUUUUUGUUUUUUGUUUUGUAAAAAAAAAAAAAUCCUUUUAAGACAGAUUUCCAAGUGUGCAUUCCAUCAUUUUUUACCUAAUGUAGGUAGGUCAGGUUGUACAGGAGAGUCCUCAAAGUUUACCUGAAUUUGUUGCACCUCAGAUGAAUGGUUAGGAUUAAAACGUAGGUCAAACAUGAAACAAAAUUGAUUGUUACAACAUGUGAAUAUCGCACUCCAUUGUUUUUGUUUUUUAUUUCUUUGCUCCUAUAGCCGUUCUGUUCAUUCUUUGAUUGCAUUUUUGAUAACCCAACUUGAAAAUAACUGGUUUUGUCUGACUUUCAAAGAGGAAAAUAAACGUGAAGAGCUCUUAA